UCCGAGAACACCGCUUCCUUGCGAGUCAAUGAGAUGGGGAUAGGGAUCCAAGGAGAUAUUGUCCCAGAGAUGGCUGUCUGGAAUCACCCAUCGUCUUGUGUAUCCAUGCUCUUCCACAUUAACUCGCUGAAUCACUUCCUGAUAGUUAAUCGAGUUAACACCUUGUUGGCCCCCUGGUAUGUGUUGGGAAUUGCUUUGGUUGUAAGAUAGCAACACGUAGGUUAACAAAACUGAUACUCUGAUACUGG
Molecule: messenger RNA, 248 nt
Organism: Aspergillus welwitschiae
Lineage: Eukaryota; Fungi; Ascomycota; Eurotiomycetes; Eurotiales; Aspergillaceae
Exons: 1
Coding region: 34-210 (58 amino acids)
Source: RefSeq, a predicted model, not a curated record